UCCCCGCUCGCUGUCACAUUCCUGCCGCCUGAGUCAGGCCCGGAGGCGGCGGCGGCGGCACCAGGAAGCGCCGGGCCCGGGCCAUGUAACCGAGCCGAGCCGAGCAGAUCCCGGCCCGGCGCGGCCAUGGGGGACGGGGCAGAGGAGGAGACGGUGGAGCUGCCGCUCACGGACGCAAACCUGACUGGCCAUGAAGAGAAAGUUGGCAUGGAGAACUUUGAACUGCUCAAGGUGCUGGGGACUGGAGCCUACGGAAAAGUGUUCCUGGUGCGCAAGAUGACAGGCCAUGACGUGGGGAAGCUGUAUGCCAUGAAAGUGCUGCGCAAGGCGGCCAUUGUGCAGAAGGCCAAGACCACAGAGCACACACGCACUGAGCGGACCGUGCUGGAGCAUGUGCGGGCAUCGCCCUUUCUAGUGACCCUGCACUAUGCCUUCCAGACUGGCUCCAAGCUGCACCUCAUCCUGGACUACGUGAGUGGUGGGGAGCUCUUCACCCAUUUGUACCAGCGCGAUCAUUUCAAGGAGGAGGAGGUGCGGAUCUACGCCGGGGAGAUCGUGCUGGCACUGGAGCAUCUGCACAAGCUGGGCAUCAUCUAUCGGGAUGUGAAGCUGGAGAACAUCCUGCUGGACAGCGAAGGGCACGUGGUGCUUACUGACUUCGGCCUCAGCAAGGAGUUCCUCACCGAGGAGAAAGAUCGCACCUUCUCCUUCUGCGGCACCAUCGAGUACAUGGCCCCCGAGAUCAUCCGCAGCAAGUCAGGGCAUGGGAAGUCCGUCGACUGGUGGAGCCUGGGGAUCCUGAUGUUUGAGCUGCUGACGGGGGCUUCGCCCUUUACCCUGGAGGGGGAGAAGAACACGCAGGCCGAAGUGUCCAGACGCAUCCUCAAGUGCCAGCCCCCGUUCCCAACUGUGAUUGGCCCCGUGGCCCGCGACCUGCUGCAGAAGCUACUGUGCAAGGACCCCAAGAAACGCCUGGGCUCGGGGCCCAAUGGGGCGCAGGACAUCAAGGAGCACCCCUUCUUCAAGGGCCUGGACUGGGUGGAAUUGGCCGCGCGGCGGGUGAAGGCUCCGUUCAAACCCAUCGUCCGCAGUGAGCUGGACGUGCGCAACUUUGCCGAGGAGUUCACCCGCCUGGAGCCUGUGUACUCGCCCGCUGGGACCCCCCCCCACCCGGACCGCGUCUUUCAGGGCUACUCCUUCAUCGCUCCCUCCAUCCUGUUCAACCACAACGCCGUCACCACAGAUGUGCUGGAGCUGGCGCUGAGCGGGGAGCGCCCGGGCAGUGCUGCCGUGGCACGCAGCGCCAUGAUGAAGGACUCUUCAUUCUUCCAGCUCUAUGACAUGGACCUGAAGGAGGCAGCGCUGGGUGAGGGCAGCUUCUCGGUGUGUCGCCGAUGUCAGCAGCGCCAGGGUGGCACCGAAUUCGCCGUCAAGAUCAUCAGCAAGAGGAUGGAGGUGAACACCCAGAGGGAGGUGAUGGCUUUGCAGCUGUGUGAGUCUCACCCCAACAUCGUCAAACUACACGAGGUGCAUCACGACCAGUACCACACGUACCUGGUGAUGGAGCUGCUGCGGGGGGGUGAGCUCUUUGACCGCAUCAAGAAGAAGCAGCAUUUCAGUGAGUCGGAGGCCAGUCAGAUCAUGCGCAGCCUGGUGUCAGCUGUCAGCUUCAUGCACGACGUUGGCGUGGUGCACCGGGACCUCAAACCUGAGAACAUCCUAUAUGCUGACGAGUCAGAGGGUGCCCCAGUGAAAGUGAUUGACUUCGGCUUUGCCCGCCUGCGCCCCUCAGGCUCACAGCCCAUGCAGACGCCUUGCUUCACGCUGCAAUACGCCGCCCCUGAGCUCUUCACCGACGAGGGCUAUGAUGAGUCCUGCGACCUCUGGAGCCUCGGUGUCAUCCUGUAUACCAUGCUGUCCGGACAGGUGCCUUUCCAGAGCAGCCAGGAGGGCGGCGCGCUGACCCAUGCGGCUGAGAUCAUGCACAAGAUCAAGGAGGGGCAGUUCUCACUGGAGGGCGAGGCCUGGAGGGGGGUCUCCGAGGAGGCCAAAGAGCUGGUCAGAGGGCUGCUGACCGUGGACCCUUCCAAGCGGCUGAAGAUGUCGACUUUGCGCUACAGCGAAUGGCUGCAGGACGGCAGCGCCCUCUCCUCCACCCCGCUCAUGACCCCUGAUAUCCUGGAGUCCUCAGGGCCUGCCGUGCGCUCAGGGGUCAACGCCGCCUUCAUGGCCUUCAACAAGGGCAAGCGCGAGGGCUUCUUCCUGAAGAGCGUGGAGAACGCCCCCCUGGCCAAGCGCCGCAAGCUCAAGAUGUCGAGCACGGGGGCCGAGGCCCGGCGCAGUUCCUCCUCCUCCUCCUCCUCUGGCUCCUCCUCAGCACUCCCCGCCCGGCCCCCCCGCCCCAAACCACCUGGCCGCCGCCACAACCCCCCCUCGUAGCACCUGUGGGGCAGGGAGGGGGGGCUAUUUAUUGUCUCUGUUGCUUGUGGGGGAGAAUGUGGGCGGGUAUCUCAUUUGGGGUUUUUUAGGG
Molecule: messenger RNA, 2530 nt
Organism: Terrapene triunguis (Three-toed box turtle)
Lineage: Eukaryota; Metazoa; Chordata; Testudines; Emydidae
Gene: RPS6KA4
Product: ribosomal protein S6 kinase A4
Exons: 17
Coding region: 127-2439 (770 amino acids)
Biological process (GO): regulation of DNA-templated transcription; intracellular signal transduction; protein phosphorylation
Molecular function (GO): protein serine/threonine kinase activity; magnesium ion binding; ATP binding
Source: RefSeq, a predicted model, not a curated record